Molecule: messenger RNA, 522 nt
Organism: Truncatella angustata
Lineage: Eukaryota; Fungi; Ascomycota; Sordariomycetes; Amphisphaeriales; Sporocadaceae
Exons: 4
Coding region: 1-522 (173 amino acids)
Source: RefSeq, a predicted model, not a curated record
AUGGCCGACAACGAGAACUUCGAAGAUGAUCUCUUCGCCGAUCUUUACGAUGACAACGAAGCCGCAGCGGCAGCAGCACCAGCAGCACCAGUAGCACCGGCUCCAGCUGCUGCACCCGUCACCAGGCAAGCUGCACCAGCAGAAGCCGUUGCCCCUGCAGCUGAGCAUGAUGCAGCCCAGUACGAUCAAUACAUGCCCACGGGCGAUGACAACGGCCAUAGCGGUGAUUACCACGAUAACGAGGACGCCUAUGACGAUGACGAUGAUGUAGAUUUCAACUUGGGAAACGGAUCGUCAUCCGCUCACAAUGCUGGCCUUAGACAUGAAGAAGAGGUUGCCAUGCCAUCAUUCCACUCAAAGGGUCCAAGCAACAAAGGAGAAGAUGGGUAUCAGAAAGCAUCCAGGAAGGCCUCGAUCAUACCAUGCGUCAAACAUAGGCCCCUAAGAGAUCGCGAGAAGUCAGACUUCUUUGCUGGCUGUAACAAGGAUUGGCAGCGAAUAGCGCUCGAGGCCAUGACCUAG